AUGGAAAUAUUAAUUGACUUGGACAUUCAGUCGUAUCCUUGUCAUUUCAUUUUUCCACCCAAGUCAUUACUGAAUAUAAGAGAGAAUGUACAAAAUCCUGGCUUGCAGUUCAAUUUUCUAUGCUUUUUGAAUAUAACGAAUGACUUAUUUGGGGGAGUUGGCUGUACUCUUAUUGGAGUGGGUCCUUGUUUAGUUCUUUUCCUAUGUACAGUCGCCAAUUGUCCAACAAAAGUCAUUUUACUGACAGCCAGUGGAUUUUUCUGGUUGGUGUCAUUACUUAUUACAUCUGUGAUGUGGUUUAUAGUCACUCCACUACGAGCUUACCUUGCAUUUGGGAUUCUUAUCGGUGUGUUAUUCCAAGAAAUUCUACGAUUUCUAUUCUUUUUAUUGAUUAUCAAAGCUGAAUCCGGCCUUCAGCUGAUUGUAAGUAGUUCAACUACUACUACUAUUUCAAGGCCACAGCUGGCUGAUGGAAUUAACAACGACAACAUUAUUGAUAAUCAUAGUAAUGGAAGAGGAGAAACUGAAAGAAAUGAAGUUUCAAAUUUAACAAGAAAUAGAAAAAUAUCUAGCAGUAAUAUUGUAAUAACAAACGACUAUGAUCAUAAUAUUUUGAAUGAUAAUAAUAAUAGUGGCAAUAUUAAUAAUAAUAGUAAUAAUAAUGUCGUAAAACUUGAUCAUCUUACAGUCGCUUAUGUCUCUGGUUUAGGAUACGGUUUAAUGAGUUGUAUUAUACAGUCAUUACGUAUGCUUAUCGAUUCCUAUGGCCCUGGAAUAGCUAUGUAUUCAUCAUGGAAUUCGAAAACAUUCUUUCUAUUUUCGUCGUGUCAGUGUAUGUGUAUAUCAAUGCUUCAAGUGUUUUGGUCUCUUAUUCUGUUUUCUGCGUUUGUACAACGUGCAUAUGGUCAAAUUAUUCUUGUAUACUUUAUGCAUUUCGGACUAGCUGGCAUGUCGUUAAUCAAUACGUUUUCAUCACCUUGCUCAGAAAUUGUAUGUACAAUAUACGUGAUUUGCCUCAUAGGAAUGAUUAUAUUCGCUUAUUAUCGAUUUCGUUCACAAUUAGACACUAAUUAUAAAAGAAAUAAUACUGUCGAUUUUAUUAAUUGA
Schistosoma mattheei is the source of this 1107-nucleotide messenger RNA. The record is from the annotation of a GenBank genome assembly. NCBI's taxonomy places the organism in Eukaryota, Metazoa, Platyhelminthes, Trematoda, Strigeidida, Schistosomatidae.